CCCCAGCUCCCACCGGGGUCCCCCAGCUCCCUUCUCCUUGCCUGCCAUGGGAAGUGCUGCCAGCAGCAUGGAGUGGGCUGCAGGUGGGGUGGGGGAACCCAAACAGCUUUUGGAGCAGCUCUGGGGUGUCCCUGCACCCCUGGGUGAUGUGAGUGUGGCUCCAGGCUGCGAGAGGAGGAGCUGAGGGAGAACCUGAAGCAGGAAGAGGCCCGGCUGGAGCAGAUGCAAGCCCAGAUGUUGAAGAACCAGCAGCGCCUGAUCGAGUUUGAGAACAUCAUUGACAACCUGUUCCUCCGCCUGCAGGGCAUCGUCAUCCCCGGCCAGGAGGACUCUGCUCCCGUGGUGGGGCUGGAGGAGAAGCUGCAGCACUGUGAGAAGAAGAUGCAGUUCCUGAAGGAGAAGUUGGCAGCCCGGCCCGAGGACAGCACUGACGAGCGCAGUGAGACUUUUGCCAAGGUCAGGAACCUUCUGGAGAAAAGAACUGCAGGUGAAACACAGAACCUGAAGAUUUCCUUCAAGGAUGAAGGCGCUAUGGAAGAUGACACCUUGGACUUUGACGAUGAAGACCAUGACUACGUCCCCAGCCGGGAGGACAUCAAGAAGCAGGGGUUGCAGCUGAUCAGAAUGAAGACCAGACGUCGCAAGAAGAAGUAGUGGUUUCUCCACAUGAGCUUUGAGGUUCCCAGGCCACCCUUUGUACCCUUUUCCCAGCAGGUUUAAUAAAUCUGAUCUUCUUCAUUCCUCUCA
Cyanistes caeruleus (blue tit) is the source of this 747-nucleotide messenger RNA. Lineage: Eukaryota; Metazoa; Chordata; Aves; Passeriformes; Paridae. The record is from RefSeq and is a predicted model, not a curated record.